Gordionus sp. m RMFG-2023 is the source of this 919-nucleotide messenger RNA. RefSeq names its product ADP-ribosylation factor-like protein 6-interacting protein 1. The record is from RefSeq and is a predicted model, not a curated record. Lineage: Eukaryota; Metazoa; Nematomorpha; Gordioida; Chordodea; Parachordodidae. Gene Ontology annotation, cellular component: membrane. The transcript has 8 exons. The coding region runs from base 210 to 794 and encodes 194 amino acids.
GAUGGAAUUAGAUGAUUAUGUCAUUAUAAAAAAAAAUAAUUUUGAUGCAAAGCCUCAGGGUUCUACCCUAUCUGCCUUAUAUUUUAAUCUAAUCUUUAAAAAAUUGGGGAAUCUUACCGUUCAAUGGUUACGAUUUAGCAUAAUUCAAUAAUUAAUUUGACAUAUGGUAUUUUCUCUUAUGUUCGAAUCUAAUUUCAUUCAUUCUCAUUAUGGACAUCUCUGCUAACAAUUCUAAAAUAUAUAUAUUACCUAAACAACCUGCUGAUUUUAUAGUACAAGAAUUAGAGCGUCCUCGUUUUUUAAUUGUUUCUUUAUAUGAAUUAUUGAUAUGGGAUAAAUUUUAUUACCCAUUUAUUUUGAUUACCUUAGUUACCUUCUUAUUUUUCAUUGUUUGGGUUGCAGAUUUGUCUAUUUUGACAUUAUCAUCCAUUAUGCUUAUAUUAGUUGUGAUCAUUGAUGCUUUAUCUCCAUUAAUAACAGAAAAUAUUUAUUCAGGUCAAAAAUGGGAUAAAUCAAAACAAAAUAAGCUUAUGAAUUUUUCAAUGGGCAUAAUAACAAUGUGGAAUUUUUUUCAAUCAUAUUACGAAUUUCUAUUAAUAUUAAGAAAUAAGUCCUCUAUAUUGUUUUUAUCCUUCCUGACAAUCAAAUUCAUAUUUGCAUUAUGGAUAGGAAAUUUUAACAACUUUAUUUUGUUAUAUAUCAAGUGUUGUUUUUUCAUUUUAUUACCCGGGAUAAGGCAAAAUGAUUUGAUUAACAAAGUAUUAUUCAAUUUCCAAAAAAUGAAGACCGCAUGAUUCAUAGAUCAUAAAUAAUAAAUUUCUUAUACGGAAUAGUUUAAACCCAGUAAAUCUCAAACUCAACUUUAAGCAAUGAACGCAUAAUAAAUAUUGUCUUCCAAUAUUUUUUUCAUGUUUGACAU